Messenger RNA from Stegodyphus dumicola, 5001 nucleotides. RefSeq names its product zinc finger protein 85-like. Lineage: Eukaryota; Metazoa; Arthropoda; Arachnida; Araneae; Eresidae. The record is from RefSeq and is a predicted model, not a curated record.
AUGAAGGAUAUUCAUUUUUAUUAUUGUUAAUUUACUAAUAAUUCGCGAAUCCAGUGCUCUGACUCUCAAUUUAGUGGCUGAAUAGUAGAAACAAAGUUUCUUUCAAACAAUAACUAAACUUAAUUAUUCGCCCUGCAGGCAAAAAGACUUAACAGGUGUACAAAACAAGACGAUGUUUUUUUUUUCCCUUUGCCUCUGUACCUGAAAAGAACUGUCAAAUUUUGAAUGUGAACUUGGUAUUUUUUGUACGGUUUUCUUUACACGAAGAGUGAAAUUCUGUUUAGUGUAAAACGUGAGUUUCGAGUUUUAAAAGAACAGCACUUUUGUUACAAGUUAAUAAAUUUUUUUGUUCUCGAUUGUAAAAUACUUCGUAUGUUAGGUAGGGUAAAAUGGGAAAAACUAUUCCUGUAGGACCGAAAUUUCACUUUGAGGAAGCGUAUCAAACGUACAUAAAAAAAAUAUAAAUUGAUUUUCCUAUAUCCGUAUGUAAAAUGUGCACUGGUUCAUUUGUUUUUCAGUGUAUAGUGAAUUUUAAUGGAAAUUAAUGAGCUGUAACUAUUAGAAAGCAGAAAUGAAACUUUAUACAUAAUAGAGCAUGUUACAAAUCAUUGCUUAAAUUCAUGUAUAAGAGUUAUAUAUAUUUAGGCACGAAAACUUAUUGGUGCAAAUUUUAAAAAAUUGAUUUUUAAUAGAGAUUUACUGGAUUUUGAGGUAAGCUUAUAUUAUAUGAGAGAUGAGCCUCUUAGCCUCUUACACCAAUGUGCAUUAAUGUUUUCACGUAGGUAAUAAAAUGUGUAUUUCCAGUAGAUUAAAAAAAAAAUUAGUGUGAAGCAUUAAAGAAAUAAUUUGGAUAAAGGUUUAAACCAAUUGCACUUGUAUUGAUGCAGAACAUAAAUAUCACCAUAACAUAGUAACAAGUUGAAUGAAAUUGAAACAGUAACAAGUACAUAUUUAUGUGUGCAGGGAGGAAUUUUUAUGUACAGGAGGAAUUGAACGAGUCAUUUUGCCAAAAAAGUUAUUUAAACUGUAUGCUUUUUCACACUGAAGAGAAACAGGAUGUGUUAGGUAUAUAACAAGUCAUUUCAGGAAAACAAUAAGUCUUAUGUGUGUCCAUACUGAAGGGUAUAGGGUUUUUAACAUGCUCAUUUUGGCGAAAAGGUGACUCUAAGAAAAAUUAUUUUACACAUAAAAAAGAUACCCAAUGUCCUAGAAUUGUGUAGAAAGUCGAGUAAGAAAAGAGAUCAUUUUGAAAAAAACAUGUACAUAUAUAUCAACAUAGAAAAAAGGUCACAUGUGGUAUAACAAAUGAUUGAAUUAAAUCAAUAUAUGCAUGUUCACACAAAAGAAGAACUUCAUAUAUGCCAGGAAUGUAACAGGUCAUUUAGAGAAAAACGUUAUUUAAAGAAACAUAUGUUUAUUCACACAGGAGAGAAACCUCAUGUCUGUGAAGUAUGUAAAACGUCAUUUAGACAAAAAGCUGAUUUAAAAAUUCAUACUCUUAUUCAUACAGGAGAAAAGCAUUAUGUUUGUGAAGUAUGUAACAAGUCAUUUAGACACAGGUGUGCUUUAAAUAGGCAUACUCUUAUUCAUACGGGAGAGAAAUGUUAUUGCUGUGAGGUAUGUAAUAAGUCAUUUAGACGAAAGAGUGAUUUAAGUCAGCAUAUGUUUACUCACACAGGAGAAAAACCUUAUGUGUGUCAGGUAUGUAACAAGGCAUUUAGACAAAUGGCUAAUUUAGACAGGCAUAUUCGUAUUCAUACUGGAGAAAAACCUUACGAGUGUGAGGUAUGUAAACAUUUGUUUAGACAAAAGGGGGCAUUAAAUAGCCAUAUGCUUGUUCAUACUGAUUUAAAAAUGCAUACUCUUAUUCAUAAAGGAGAAAAACAUUAUGUUUGUGAAGUAUGUAACAAGUCAUUUAGACACAGAAGUGCUUUAAAUAGGCAUAAGCUUAUUCAUACGGGAGCGAAAUGUUAUCUCUGUGAGGUAUGUAAUAAGUCAUUUAGACGAAAAAGUGAUUUAAAUCAGCAUAUGUUUACUCACACAGGAGAAAAACCUUAUGUGUGUGAGGUAUGUAGCAAGGCAUUUAGGCAAAUGGUUAAUUUAGACAGGCAUAUUCGUAUUCAUACAGGAGAAAAACCUUAUGAGUGUGAGGUAUGUAAACAUUUGUUUAGACAAAAGGGUGCAUUAAAUAGCCAUAUGCUUAUUCAUACUGAAGGAAAGUCUUACGCAUGUGAGAUAUGUAACCUAACAUUUAAGCAAAAAACUGAAUUAAAUGUGCAUAGGCUUAGUCACACAGGAGAGAGACCUUAUGUUUGUGAGAUAUGUAACAAGUCAUUUAAAACUAAAUUCAAUUUUAAUAGGCAUAUGUUUGUACACACAGAACAGAAACCGUAUUUGUGCGAAGUAUGUAAGAAGUCAUUUAGACAAAAUCAUGAUUUGAAGAUACACAUGCUUAUUCAUACAUGAGUAAAGCCUCAUGUUAGAGAAAGAUUAAUACAAUUAGAAAGAGAAAAUUUGCAUAACCAUACAAGAAUAGGGUAUCUACGUAUUAUCCCGUUUAGUUUGAAACUUUUGCCAAGCAGUAUGAUUGAAUGAUAAUUAUGAAUAAGCAAGACAUAACAGUGUAUUCAUAGCAUCUGCAUUUUCAUUUGAUGCAACUUUGAUGAAUACUCGAUAAGCCACAUUCGUUUUUCAUGGACAAGAAUAUCAAUAUUAACUAUUAUUGAUGUACUUUUUAUUGAACUUUGAAAAAAAAUAUGAUUAAAAUUUUGGAUCUAUUUUGUAUAAAACAGUAAACAGUGGAUUAUUUUCAAAGUUAUGGUAUCCUGCAGUGAAAAAAUUAUGUAUUAGUGAAUGUGAUAUCGUCAGCUGAGUACUGUCAAUGAAACAGUUAUGGAUUAUAACAGUUACCUGCAGAAAAUAUGUAAUUAUAUGGUUUUUAACUGAGCCUUCGGUAAAAUUGAAAAGCUUAGUAAAAUAGUAGAAACUCAUGAAAGUGUUUGUUUGAAGUGGAGUCCAGAAACAAAGUGGGGUCGAAUACUGAUUGUUAUUAAAUAAAGAAGUAUCAGUUCCUUCAGAAUUCUGCAGUUAUGACUGGCACAAAUUUGGCAGGAUCUUCAGCAACUUUGUUCGAGGGUAGCAAACUUUCAUGGUUGACAGGAUAACACAUAAAUGCCAAGAAAUGCUUGUCUAUACUGCAGAGAAACCUUGUAAGAAUGAUAGAAGUUACUUUAAUUAAAGGCUGAGAUGAAAAAAUGGAGAUGGAUAAAAACCAAAAGUGUAUCAUUAUGUAACAAAGAUAAUAAGUUACCUGAAAAUUGGUAGAUUAUUUGCUAAUGACCAGUUAGAUUGUUAAGUUGAAUUCUUGUCUAACAUUGCUAUAAUAAUCUCAAAACCAUCUUUUUUUUUUUUUCCUUUUAAUUUCCAGAAUUAUUAUAUGGAAUUUCUGAAUUUUUGAUUAUAUAUUCCUCUCAUUCAUUUUCUUCUAAGCUUAACAUAUAUUGCUUAUUUAUUACUUUAUGAUAUAUUAUUAUUACUUAUGUUUAUUUUUUACUUUAAGUAUAUACAAAUUUUGCAUAAUGGUAAUGAGCCCAAUUUUCUGAGAUUAACUACUAAAUUGAGAAUGGAAAUAUUUAUUUCAGAAAUAACAAAUUUGAAACAACAAAUGGAUUAUUAUUUACUUUUGAUGUUUGCUGCAACUAAAUAUUGUAAUUAUAUGAAUUAGGAAUAUUCUACUCAUGCUCAAUUCAUGAAUUUGAAAUCAAAAUUCUCAUUUUUGCUAUUCCAUAUUGCUGUCAAAUGCAAUUUCUAUAGUUUUGGAAUUUAAAAUUAUUUUGAAAUGAGUUGAAUAUGUGUUGUGAAAUGUAUCUCAAUGUAUGUAAUUGCUGAUUGUAGCAAUUAAAUUCUGAGCUUCAUUCUCAUCUGUGGUAAAAUGAGUACAGUAAAAGCUUGGCAAAUGCCAAAUUUCAGAAGUGAAAAUUAUUAACAAUUGAUAUAAAGAAUGCAUUUCACAUCAAACAGCCAAAUGAUUGUAAGAAAAAAUUUCCAGCCUAAAAUUAUAAAGAGUCAUUUAAUUUAUUAUUAAUUUAAAUGUCAGAUACCUACUUUUAAAUUAUGACUGAUAAGGCCAUUUCAGACAGACAUGCUCAAGUAAAACAUCAUAUUCAAAUAAGAAAUUUUGUCUACCAUGUAAAUUGAUGGAGAUCUCAUGAAACUUGUGCCAGUCAUUCAGGUAGCAGUUUGAACAAACAGAUUGCUCUUUAUUUAGUUAGAUAACUAACAUACACAAGCUAUGUGCAGAAUAUAUAAAAAAACUUAAAUUGCUUGUCAUAAUUUUUCAUGUUGCACAACCAGUCUGUGAUCUUUUUCAGAUAAGUCCCACUGUCCUUGUUGCCAGGAUCCCAUAAUUUUGAAAAUACUUUAUUGUGUGUUGUUCUUUUGAAGGCAAGUCCCAAAUUUGAAUCAUUUUUUCAAAAUGCAGUUGAAAAACAGAUAAAUAGUGGUUAGUUUAUAUUGUUUUCUGGUACUUGGGAUUUAACACAACCACCUUAGUGCAGUUUGGUAAUUUUUUACUGAAGAAAAAAUUAUUUGGUGAAUUUUCGGAUUGCAAUUUAUGAUCGAUACAGUUACAUAAAAAACUUAUACGCAUGGUUCCGAGAGUUGGGUGACUUCUGUAACUGAGAUGGUUGCAGUAAUGCAUAAGUACCUGUUUUUACAGAACUUCUUGAGAAUUCGGUUUACAUAAAGCAAAAAAUCUUAUGACUGGGUUGUGAUAUCACACUUAUGCAUGAUUGGCACUAAAUUGUUCUGUUUAGUAGCAGUUUUUGUUUGAUUCAAAUCAUAGGCCUAUUCAGGCUUUAUGCCACAGUUACAAAUCUCUUAUUUAUUUGCUUAAUUAAAAAAAAUGGUUUCUAAAAUUAAAAAAUGGGUACUAUUCUGUUUUGAGGAUCGUAAAAAAAUUGCAGCAAAAAUGUAUGCACAAAAGCGCCAAAUCUAGCAAAC